Molecule: messenger RNA, 1399 nt
Organism: Tripterygium wilfordii
Lineage: Eukaryota; Viridiplantae; Streptophyta; Magnoliopsida; Celastrales; Celastraceae
Product: serine acetyltransferase 2
Exons: 10
Coding region: 199-1248 (349 amino acids)
Cellular component (GO): cytoplasm; cytosol
Molecular function (GO): L-serine O-acetyltransferase activity
Source: RefSeq, a predicted model, not a curated record
AAUGGUAAAGUCGUAUUCUCGUCAAAAGACGACAUAUUUGCACUCUCUCUCAUUUUUUCGCGUCUCGGGUGAUUGAUUCUCCUCCUCCUGUCUUCACUCUUCUGUAACUUUUUUUUUUUUAUAAAUUCAAAAUUUAUCCACGAAUGAACCCUUUACCCUCUCAAUCUCCAUCUCCAAACACUAGCUGUUUCAUCCUUCAUGGCUUGUUUAAGCGACGAGACUUGGACGGGUGGAGGCGCCCCUCUGACUCUGCCCCAGGUCUUUUCCAAGCGCUUGUCUAUGGCAGAAGAGAAGCAACAGGAGGACGAACAAAUGAUGGAAGCCAAGUUUAUUAAAGCCUACCCUUGUGCAAACCCGACCUUGAAGUCUGACUCUGUCUCCGACCUUGUUAAUGGGUUCAGGUCGGACCCUAUAUGGGACGCUGUUAGGGAAGAGGCCAAGGUGGAGUCAGAAAAGGAGCCAAUUUUGAGUAGCUUCUUGUAUGCCAGUGUCUUGGCUCAUGAUUGUUUGGAGCAAGCAUUGGUUUUUGUUCUUGCAAAUCGACUGCAAAAUCCGACACUUUUGGCUACUCAAUUAAUGGACAUAUUUUGUAACGUGAUAAUGCAUGACCAAGGCAUUCGGCGUUCAAUUCGCCUAGAUGUCCAGGCAAUCAAAGAUCGGGAUCCUGCUUGUUUGUCAUAUUGCUCAGCCCUCUUGUACCUCAAGGGUUACCAUUCUCUGCAAUCUUACCGAGUGGCACAUUCUUUAUGGAACCAAGGACGAAAAGUGUUAGCUUUGGCGUUACAAAGUCGAAUAAGUGAGGUUUUUGGAGUUGAUAUACAUCCAGCUGCAAAAAUUGGAGAAGGGAUAUUAUUGGAUCAUGGGACUGGUGUGGUUAUUGGUGAAACUGCAAUCAUAGGAAACAGAGUUUCAUUAAUGCAUGGAGUGACUUUAGGAGGGAGUCAGAAAGAAAGUGGUGAUCGCUAUCCAAAGGUAUCUAACGGGGCACUACUUGGAGCAUGCGUGACUAUCCUGGGCAAUAUAAACAUAGGUGAAGGGGCAAUGGUAGCUGCUGGAUCACUUGUACUGAAGGAUGUGCCUCCACAUAGCAUGGCAGCAGGAACACCAGCCAAGGUGAUUGGAUACAUAGAUGAGCAAGACCCGUCUCUAACAAUGAAGCACGAUGCCACGAAAGAAUUCUUUCGGCAUGUCGCUGUUAGUUUCAGAGAUUGUAGAACCAAUGGAGCUUGGGACCAAGAGAGGAAGUGAUGGAGAGUGGAGACACUGAGAGAGUGGCGCACGGACAUAGGCUGUUAUGCAUAGAAAUCUUCUGUCAAAAGCAGUUUGUCCAUUCUUCACACACCAUGGUUAUAUACAACUUGAAUAAGAUCAAUUAAAUUAUAGUUUUCAUGUGCUUCCA